This is a messenger RNA of Zootermopsis nevadensis, 9741 nucleotides long. RefSeq lists its product as uncharacterized. Lineage: Eukaryota; Metazoa; Arthropoda; Insecta; Blattodea; Termopsidae. The record is from RefSeq and is a predicted model, not a curated record.
GCUCGUACGCAGAAUCAGUCUCGAAAGAGGUGGUAGCUCCGAGUAUGCAGAGUGGUCGGUAGUCUGAUUCAGUUCGUCGGACAGUAGGAGUAUCUGGACAAGGGCCACAGGCUCGAAGGCGCGAAAAUUACAAACAGAAAUCAUUGUUCGUAAAUUCUCAUAUGUAGUAUAAUAACAGUUCUUGUUAUUAGACGAAAAACGUAAAGACCACUUAAGUACAUUUCAGAAAUUAAUUGUGGUGUCGGGUAAUUGCGGAAAAGAAGCAACGGUUCAACAAUUCUGGCUGAUGGAAUUAAUGCUAUAAAUACUAAGUGCAUGUGGAUCAUCUUUGGAGCUUCAAAAUAACUAAAUUGAUUACACUCUACUUGUCCUUGGUACAAUAGGGCACGAGAAUGUAAAUAGACGUACAAACAAACAGAAAACUUUACAGAGGGCGUUUAAUGAACUGUGGACGUUCAAUACAGCUCUGUCAUAUUGUAUCACUUUGUGUCUGGUUGUUUAGCAAGAAAUACGACUUCUAUAAACUCGUGUAUUUCAUAUAAUCAUCAGUAAUGAAAAACAAACAAAUACAUUUUGUGUUCCAAGUUACGUUACAGUGAUAAAAGUUGUUUGCUUUUAACUGAAAUAAAAGUAAAGUUGUAGAUCAAGAUUUUGUUGCCGUCGCAGUUAGGUGCUGUCUACAAGAAAACACGUAAUAGGACGUUUAAUUUGUAAUACAAGCUCACAAAUCGAUACAGUGUCGUCGGUGGGUGGCAGUAGUACGUCGUCUGGAGGAUUGGUGUGUAGUGAACUGCUGUCCGUAACAUUUUACUGGGAAGGAUGACGGCUCGGCAGUAAACCUCUAUGCAGCCCAGUCUGAUAACAGCUCACGCGCGAAUCACGUCACCAGCUCAAGGACCUGCAGGAACGUACACUGAAGUGGAUCGAUUUCGGUUGUUACGAAAGAUGCGUGAGGAAUAACCACGUUAAUUCCGAUUGAUAGCUGUUAUCCGUUUCUGUGGAUGGCAGGCGAUAAAUCAACUGCUUUGUGUAGGCCUUCUGGUUACCAAAAGAAACUAGAAACAGAAUUCUGCAUCUUGAAGAGUCAUGGAACGUGGCCACAAAAUGCAUAUGAUUUCAAGAGAAACUGCGACAGAAUGUGAGCUGCAGGGUUGUUUCCUUCGUUCACUGAACAGCCGCAGUGGAAAUUCUUGUUCGGCUAAAACAGAAGGCUGAAGAAGUCGUGCCGUGACAAGAAAAAACCCUUGGAAGGCUGAGAAGCCGAGGUCUAGUGUGUGUUCCCCUGAUCUGACGGAUAGACCAAAACACGAGAAGACAUGCCUGGCUGCUUGCAAGUUAUAGGAGACGGAAGUGACGUUUUACUUCCAUCUCAGUGACCACAUCCUUCUUUGUUAUUAGUAGUUGACUCCUCUGUUGCGUUCUUCUUUUUUACUUGUUCUUCUUUGUAGACUGCAGCUUUCCAUUAAGCGCAGAGGAAGACGGAGGAAAAGCAACCGACUCGCAGAAGUUGGUUUUAUUAUUCUAGUCAAAAGCCGGACCAGUUCAUUUGUUUCAAGGUUCAUAAGUACUACAGCGACAGCCUUCAAACGCGAUCUGGAAAAGUUAUUAGAAGAAUUACCAAAACCCAGUAAAAACUUAGUAAGUGUCAAUUAAAAUGCGUUUCUUUCCAAGGGAUAUCUAAACAAUUACGUAUGAUUGUUCAGCUGUAAAAGUUGGUGGAGCGAGAAUACUGAAAGCUGCAAAUUCGUUCUUUUAAUGUGCGAUACUUACAGAUGUGUGUAAUAAUCAUAGAGCAUCAGUAUCUUCACUGUGUUAAUUCUUCAGUCGAACGAAGAAAGUGCCCAUGUAAUUUCAUUUAACACUCGUCAACUUAAGAUGAUCUGGAGUUCUGCGAAGGGAGGGAAGUAUUUUACAUCGCAUCACAAAUAAAUGGACAAACGAAUCUCCACUACGAUACAUUUACCGUCAGCAGUCGACGUACAGCAUGACAAAUAUCUUGAAGUGAAAUAAAUCCAGAAGUGCACGUGGCUUAUGGUUAGUGCCACAAUGACUCAGCAACACCAGUCGCUAGCGUUGUGUCAAGAUGGUGGAUCCACCAGUUUAUGUGGAAAGGAUUUCAGACAACGCACCCUUCGCUCCCUUAAAUUAUCACUGGGAAAAUUAUGGAAGCGGAGAUCAGUUACUAUUACGGAAUAUGACCCUACCUAUAAGGUAGCUUACCUUGGAAACGUGCUAACAGGAUGGGCCAAAGGUGAGGGUUGUGUGGAAAAGCCGCUGUCUACUCUGUGGAAGAACUACACGGGCAGCUCGAAGCCGGACGUGCAGAUGAAGGUGACCGUGACGCAGUCGGGCCUCAAGGCCGUAACGAAAGAACACGGCCUGACCGAGUACUGGAGUCACCGCAUCACGUACUGCGCAGCCCCGUCCUCCUUCCCACGAAUAUUCUGCUGGGUGUACCGCCACGAGGGACGGAAACUCAAACAAGAACUUCGAUGCCAUGCUGUGUUGUGCUCCAAAGAGGCUGUAGCUAGACGUAUGGCGUCUCAACUAAAAGCCAAACUAGCACAGUCACUGUCGGAGUUCAAACGUGACAAGGUCUGCCGGCAGAAUGCUCGAUUGUCUCUUGCAAAUUCUGUUUAUGAGAACCCUUCCUUACCGCGGAGGAAGAUUCUUCUGUCAACCGGUUCUCAUAACUACAGACCUCCACUUGAAAGAUCAAAAUCAGCUCCGAAACUCAUGGUCAUCGAGGAGAGUCUCGAAGAAGGAGAAGAAGAAUGCACAGAUAUACAGAGAGACCGUGUUAGUAGAUUGCACAAAGACGCCAGUGUUCUGAAUAGGCUGGAAGAAGUGUCUGGCGAAGAUACGUAUCAGGAUCAUCAGAAGGAAGCUGAGGAAUUAGCUCAGACAUACCACGACAAGGAUGAAACGGAGCAAUGUGACAGUCCGAGAUCUUUAGGGACUUUGAGGUUACAAAGGGUCAGGAAUGAAGUUCAUAAAGAGAGGAAUGUUAUUUCACUAGAUAAAUGCAGAAGUGUGGCUAGUGUUAUAUCGAGUGAUGAAGAGUUGGGCCAUUUAGGAACAAAUGGGUCGUUAGUGUAUAGGUUUGAUAAGGGUCGAGGAAACAUACUUGAUAGGCAAACAGCUACAAGUUGUGGUGUGAAAGCAUUCAGAGGAUCGGAAGGCGAAAUGAAGAGGAAAGUGUGUUGGAAUUUAGAAACUAGGAGUGACGGUGAAGACUCUGACAGCUGGAUUAGAAAUGUCCGCAAUCAUCACACGGAGAGAUUAUUGGUGAUCGGGUCCUGUAUUAAAGAUGGCAAUGCCCGGCGGUGUAUCCCUACAUCAGGAGGAAUGAGUGAAGAUGAUCAAGUUCAGAACAAUCAGAGGGAGUGUGAGAGUGACGAAGGGUCAACCAGUUUACAAAGUAUUUCUAGCAGUGCAAGUUCCAGUUCUGACAACUCGUCUCGCAUCGCUUCAGAUCUUAGACCUCUUGCCCCCUACGAGUAUGAGGACGCAGACAUCCGUACUCCUCAAGACGAGGUGGAGGUUGAUCUGCACCCUACGGGUGGACUUCUCAACAGAAGACAACAUGUUGCUGUUGACCUGGAUCGACUCUCGGCUCAACUCAAGCGAUCUGCGACUUUCCCUCCACCCUCAGCACUUGGUUGUGCCAAUGGCGGCGAGGUUUCUGAACUUGACUCACUGUCAGAGGAUGAUGAUGAUGCAACUGAAACCCCAGGGGAACAUGAGGAAGAGGAAGAGAGUGAUGAAAGUGGGUACGCAGAACUUAUGGACAUUGGAGUAAAAAAAUUGGGACAAGGUAUUAUCUCAGCCAACAAGAAAGAGACAGAUGUGCCCCAUCAUCAUCUGAUGAAGACUACCCUUAGGGCAAACAGUCGUAGUUCACAGUGCUUGCAGGUGUGACAUCACUUGGUCUUUAUUUAGCGAGGUCUGGUGGUUGUAUUGAUCUUAACACCUCUCCAGGUAUCACAGUAGGAACGUAGCUUACAAUUCACAUUUUGCCUUCCUUUAUAUGCCACAUGUGUUUACUGUAACUUCAUCAGGAUUCAUAACAUAUAAGAAAUAUUUAAUCAACUUAUAUUCCAUAGUGGAUUUCAUGCAAUAUGUAUUUUGGAGUAUCAAGGGCCUUUGCAGAUUUGCCAAAGACAUCUAGUACUUAGAAUCCUGACUCUAUAGUCACAAAAUGUCAUAACCAGUAAUUCAUUUCAAUGAACAGCUACACUACAGCUUUCUGCACUCUUACUCUUGAAUAAUAAAUUGAGAGGUCAGUGUUACAUCUGUGCCCACUGUUCAUUAAAGAACCCUUUAAAAAUUUCACAUUGUUAAUUUAGUAUGAAUUUGUUUUGAAAUUCAUUAAUUAAGUAACCAGUAUUACAAUACUUCAAAUACUUGAGAGAUGACUAUUUCUAGAAGUUUCCUUGGUCAUAAUUAUCAGUAUAAUCACAAAUCAAGGACAAGAUGACUAAACUCUUUUGCUAUCUUCUUAGUUCCGAUUUAUUGGAAGCACUUUAGAGGCAAUCGUACAGAAGAUUACAAAUUUAAUUUUACAUAUCUUAUAGCUAAAAUUAUGUUGUAUACCACAAACAAUAAAAUACUUUAUAAAGGAAGGGUGUCGUGCGUUAAAAAGUGUGGUACUGGGGUGUAGUGUAAGCGCUUUUGACUGUAAUGAACAUUUGCAAUGACAAAGUGGAAAUGAGACGGGUUCAGCAUGUGACGCCAUUAUUAUAUGGGGUGAAUGCGAUGGUGAAUAUGUGCUCUCAGAUAGGAAUGGAGAAACUUUGGCAUGUAAGUGACUUAUGACGUGAUAUGUUAAGAUAAAUAACAUAAACAUGGCAGUUUUUAAUGUUAACAAUCAUUCCAAAGACUCAAAGUUUCUGUAUUUUCAGUCCAUAUGACAACUUAUGAAUCUUUAACUGAGUUGCCAAAGUUUGUCUGAUCCUGCUUUAGAAUAUUAAGUAAGGAUACAUAUCGAUUAGUAAGCGUACUCAUAGCACUAUUGAAAAUUGUAACAAUAUGUUGUAGUAUUCUUGUCAGAGUGUAAUGGAAAUGGAAUCAAAAUACAAAUUAGUAAUUAUGUUUGUUUUCAAUGUUUUCUUCAUCAGUCUUAUAGUCAGAUUACCUCAUAGCAUCACAGCCAAAGAUUUGCGUACUCUUAGGUUAGAAAUGGAGUGUAUGUAGUGCUCGUCUGACUGCAGUAUUUUCUGUAUUACAGUAAAAGAGGGUAUUUUGUUGCCAAAUGACUUUCUUUAGUUCUGUAUUAUCAUCUGAAUAACAUAUCAAAUACAAUGUAGGAUAAUUUCUUUUCUGCAUAAAAUUCAUGUCCAGUUUACUUUCAAUAUUGCAACACAUCCAAAUGAGAUAAAAACAGAUUUAUGUUUUGAACACAUAAUUACCAACAUGUGAAGUAUAAGAACAUUACCAAUAAAAUUAUGAAAAAGUGAUAUUAUUAUCGUUACUAAAUAUAAUGCACACAGUUAGCUCUGUCUUUUUCUUAUCUUAUGAACAUCAUUAUUGCUGUGGGUGCGACAGUUUAUCUCUUUAGGUCCCUGAAUAAUUUGCAUAUUAAAUUACUCCAAUUGUCUUGUUGCAGGUACUGUGUAGUAUGGCAGGGACAUGGAAUUUCUUUUUGUUAGCAUUAUAGAUUCAAUUUUCAAACGUAUAGCCUCGUCUUCAAAAUCUUAUAAGCAUCCAGUAAUUAUUUCUCUAUGAGGGCCUGGUGCAUUAUGAGGUCUGAAAUUAUAAAAGUUAACAGCAAUAAUCUGAUUUUACUACAACAGACUCAUAAUUACAUACAACUGGUCAAUACUUAUAGGAAAACCGCUAAUGUUGAACUGUAGGAGAGUAGUUACUGUGGUUUCAAGGACUCAAGAUGCACACUGAAAAAGAUUUAGACCUGCAAGUGGUAGAAUGGUAGAAUGCCAAUUAAAUGCCUAAUUUUCCAGAUUGUUCACUUAACUGACUCAUGAUGACUUUGAAUACUCAAGAGUUUAUGGGGAAGAAAUCUAGCAGAUUAUGUAUGCAUUACACUCGGUGAACAGAGAUACUUCACGAUUGAUAAUUGUACAAUGUCCAGUGGCAUCAAAACAUAUUUUAUUAUGUGAGAUUUCAGGUUCUCAUGAUGGCUGUCUUAUGGGUUGUUAACCAUGUUGUUUGGUAGAAAUUUAUUAAUUUAAACCUUUACCAGACUGCAUAGCACAAUAACACAGAAGACACCCAUUUUCAUGUUGUUAUUACAUCCAUUGUUUGAAUGCUCAUGUGUAUAAGGAGUAAUUUAAUGUAUUUUUGCAGACAGAAAAUCUUCAUUCAGAAAUUAACAACAUAAUUGAAAAUAAAAGCAGUGCUACAAAUUAAAAUUAUAGUAACAGUAUAAUGCUACUCCUUUAAUAUGUUUGUCAUUAGUGUUAUAAAUAUAUAAACAAAGUGUCAAAAGCACCCAUUUGUCACUACAGGUUUUCCUAAAAGUGAAAUUUGUUAGAAUAAUGAAAUUGCUUAUUUAUUAUAAGAACCCUUAAAUAUAUACAUCGAUUGAUUAAUUUUGCAUUUACUGCAGCUUUGUUCUGGUCACUUUGUGAAAUUAGCAAUUAAUAAGCAGUGGUCAUAAUUGCAUAGCAACCAGACUUGAGCUGCAGAGACACAGAAAAUUGUGUGCAAGGUUUUAAUUUAUAACAUAUGUAACGCAUGGGGUAAGACAGAAAUGAAAGUACACGUAUUGCAACGACUGAUUAUAUUUUACACAGACCCAUCAUUUUUAUCCUUGUAAUGUUAGGAUGCCUGGCUUUAGGGAGAACAUCUUGCAUGGUUGUGAAUUAUACACUUACAUAUCAAUAGGAGUAUUCACCACCUUUUAUACACAACACUCAUAUUUCCUACACAAUUACAAUGAACUUUUGAGUUAUGUCAGUUUCUUUUAUUAGUAGUAGAAAAAUGGUAAAACUCAUUCUUAGAAUAAGUCAUAUUUGACUGUUUUACCAAUAAUUUAAUUUAAUUUUUUAUUUUAUAAUGAUGAAAUGAAAUGAAUGCUAUAAAACAUUCUGUAUGUCCUUAGUUACAUUUAAAGCUAUAUGACUGAUUUCAUAUUAUGUCCUCAUUCACAAUUUGGCUUUUAUCUGCAUGAUUGGUAUAUGUAGUAUAAGAAACAAAUAGAAUUAAAAUCUAGUUUGAAGUGUUCACUGCAAAGUAAUAUUCCAGUAUGAUUGUAAAUUUCAUCUAAAGGGAAUUUGAGAUUAGAUAAUUAACAAUACUAAAGGGGCUUGUGCUACAAAGUUCCAACAAUUUAUUUAAAGAAUAUAAAUUUAGUAGGUAAUGAAAUAUUUCAUAUCUUAAUAUAGCUGUUGGCUAUUAAGGCAUUAUUUGUACUUACACUUGUCAUAUGGUGAUGAUAAAGGCUACAAAUCUCACAGUAUUUAAUAAAUAAACCUCUUAAUUUGGUGGACAUAAUAUAAGAAACAUAACUGUGAUAUGUUAGGUAAAGGAAAAAAAUAAAUUUGUGUGGGGAACUGAAUAUAUUCAGACAGUAACUUUUAUAAUACCAGGCAGAAUCCUAAACUUCAAGACUACAAACAUUGGUAUAUAAUUGUCUUUUAAAGCAACUGCCUGAAUGCAAAUUAAUUAUGUGAAACUUAAAUCUCAGUAACUAAUAUAUUUUGAUAUCCAUUAUAGUGUUUUGGACCAUAGUGGCAUUUCUAUAGUAUUCUUUGUUGAAAGUUCUGUAUUUUUUUAACUUUUAGUGCAGUGAUGAAAGAAGAAAGAUUCGGGGUUAAAAAAUUAAAGUGGUGAAGUAAAACGACCAUAUAAAAUUAAUGCAUGGAGAGACCAAAGAGUGGUACUUUAGUGAAAAUAUUUAGAUAAAUAUUAUUUUAUUAACUGCUGUAUACCUCUGCCAUAGUCAAAUGAAAAGGCUUUACAAUUUUUAAAACAUAUGCAAUAAAGUAAACAUUACUCCCUUCCUUAUUGACUUUUGUUAAUUCUGCUCUGAAUGUCUUAAAAUGUUUUAAAAUUAGACCCUUUUAGAACCUCUGGGCAAUGAAAAUAAAACAGGGAUCAAGUCAAUGGAUUAUCAAACACUGGUAUUUGCUUUUUGGCAAAAAAUCAUGUUAACUAAAAAGCUGUAUGGAAAGGCAAGCUGUCAUGAUGAAAAUCAUCUUGCCUGGUAUAGAUUUUGUCUUUUUGUUGUAAUGCAGUGCUGUAAACAUUAAAAUUGAAGCCAGAAUGCUUGAUUGUUAGUUUUUCAUGUAAAAUUUCACAGUGGAUUAUUUCUUUGACAUCAAAAAACAAUAUAUCUUUUUUAUAUAUUCAAGUCUCAGACACUGUAGACUUUAUGAUUGGAUACUGACAUCUGUUUCUCAACCUUACUAGAAAAUCGAGAAUCGUCACUUGUCAUUAUUUUUUCUUUUCCAGAAGCUUGUAUUAUUCUAACCAUUUUUAUAAAAAUCAUAAGAACAUUUCUUUUAUCCCCAUGUGUUUGAUAAUUGCAGUGAAGACACGCCCUGUGGUCUUCUGGGAUGAAGUCACUUCUAUCCUGAAGUUGAAGGUGAUAUUUUUCCACAAUGUUUGUAACCACCCACAAAGCUAGGUGGUGUCACAAUCCAAAAAACCAUAACUGACAACAAAAUAUUGUGUACUGUAACAACAAAGGAAACUAAAUCCAAACAACCGUCUGACACAGAAAUGCUAAUAGCAGUGCUUUUAGUUGCUGAUAGUAUGUACGAGUAUGCAGAAACAUCCAGUGAAGUAACCAUUUAGAAUCUUGAAACAGUGACAUGAUUAUUUACCUUUACUAAAACUAUGGAGAAUGUUAACUUCUCAUGAUGAUCAAUCUCUUUAAGAUUAAGAAAGUUACAGAUGAGGAAAUGCAAAAAGAUUGCAUAUGUUGGACUAAACAUUUUCCAUGCCAUAGCAAUGUAAGAAAUCUUAAUUCCGUAAAAGAAAUAACUUUAAAACUCUGUAUUUGAAGAGCAGGGGGAAACAGAUUUGAAAUGUUUCUCAAUAAUUCUUAAUAAAUCUAAUCAAUUCUUAAUUUCCUUUUAUAUGUAAUAUAAGUGCCCGCCGCAGUGGCCACGAGGUCUGAGGAAUGGACCUCGUGCGCCUGGCCACUGGGACCGUGGGUUCGAGUCCCACUCAAGGCAUGGAUGUUUGUCCGGGACUUUCUGUGUUUGUAUAGGUAGAGGCCUUGCGUUGGGCUGAUCACUCAUCCAAGGAGUCCUACCAUUGUCCAAAUAGAUCAAAAUGAAUAAAUAAAAAACCCCGACACCUACGGGUAAAAGAGAAAGAAAUAAAUGUAAUACAAGUAGAAGAGCUGGAGAAUUUAACAUUAUACAGGAUAUUAAUAAAACUAUAUGGCAGUACAGAAUGCGCAAGUCAUUUUUUUUUUGUUCCAGUAAAUUACAAUUCAUGAAGCGAAGUUUUUCAUGCUUCCUGUUGUGUUAAAAAUAAAAUUCUUCUAAGUAUGUAUGUAUUUACUUCUAAUACCUAUACUGAUUCUUUGCACAGAGUAUCACAAGAGGAAAAUGUAAAUGUAGUUGUAAAUCUUGCCAUUUUUUUGCUACCCCUGUGGAUACAGAAGUACAUGAAACUGAAAGUAUCAUUAUGUAACUAUUUCACUACUAAUAUAUAUUGCAUAAAUGGCAUGUAUUGGAAACUGCUGUUUUGCACUCUGUAGAAGGUAUACAAUAAUUUUUAUGUACUUUGAGGAACGAAAAUAAAAUAAAGGAAGAAUGUAGAAUA